GCUGGUCCCGGGGGUCCCGGUGCGGCGCUGGCCAUGGGGCUCGGGGCGGCAGCCGGGGCCGUGCUGGUGGCACUGGUGGCGCUGGGAGCCGCCCCGGCUGCGGGCGCGGAGCUCUCGGGGGUGUUCCAGUUCAUGUUUAUCUCCGAGUGUCACUUCACGAACGGCACGGAGAAGGUGAGGUUGGUGGACAGGUACAUCUACAACCGGCUGCAGUUCGUGAUGUUCGACAGCGACGUGGGGGAGCACGUGGGGUUCACCCCCCUUGGGGAGAAGUGGGCCAGGGACUGGAACAGCGACCCGGAAUUGAUGGAGGAGAGACGAGGUGGAGUGGACACGUACUGCCGGCACAACUACCAGGUUGACGCCCCGUUCAGCGUGGAGCGCCGAGUUCGGCAAAUUUUGUUCCAAAUGUGGAGGGGGACAAAGGGAUCGGAUCAGGAAAUUCUGUCCGAUCGCAGCGCCCCAAAAAUUGGGGUGAAACGCGCAAAGAACGGCUCUGAUUGGCUGUCCCGGCACAUCCCGCCCCCCAUCCCCGCCCCCGCCCCAAGGCUCCCCCUGCCCAAAAACCCACCCGGGGCUGCGGCGGCCCGAAACCCCUCAGCCAAUCAGAGCGCGGGCAGGACGCGCCGCAGCCAAUGGGAGCGCGGGGCGUUCAUUGCCUCACCGGUUGCCGGGUAG
Molecule: messenger RNA, 678 nt
Organism: Lonchura striata (white-rumped munia)
Lineage: Eukaryota; Metazoa; Chordata; Aves; Passeriformes; Estrildidae
Source: RefSeq, a predicted model, not a curated record